AUUGUACAUACUUCCUUGAAACCAAGGUUACAGGAGCUUCUUUGGCCUGCUUGGCAUGGCUCUCCCAGACUCUUUUUUAUUUUUUUCUUUUCAGUCUUUUCAGUACCUGUCCCUGCCAGUCCCCAGUGCCCCUAGUCACAGGUGAGCGCUGGUGCUCUCCGGAGGAGAGGCAACUUCCAGAGUUUGUUUCUGGCUUUGCUGCCAUUUUACUCUACAGCUUUCAGUGCUGAGUGUCUGGGAGUCAAAUAGGACUCAGUUCACCGCUGUGUUUUUGUACUGUACGAAGGCUGUGGCUAACAAGAUGGCUGGGAGACCUGAGAAGUGUUUGUCUUUGAUCAGAUUCACUCUCCUCUGUCUGAAAAUGGUUAUUUCAUCUAAAACAGCUCCUGAAAUACCAACUAUUGAUCAGGCAUAUUCAAAAAUCAGCAAUAGCAUCACCGUAGAAUGGACUACCGUGCCAGGGGCCACAAGUUACUUGCUCACAGCUGAAGAUGGGAACACAGUUAUUGAGACCACAGUGGCCAAUUCCCCAGGGACGGUGACAGGCCUGAAGGCUGCAACCUUGUACCAAAUCACCAUCAGAUCCAUCAGCGCCUCUGGACGAAGCCAGGCAUCAUCUCCAAAGCAGGCGAAGACAGUGUUGGCUGCCCCAGUUCUGGAAGUUAGCUCUCCAAGUCCAGACUCGAUCUUUGUGAGCUGGGACGCCGUAUACAUGGCGAUUGGAUUCUCUGUGUCUGUUAUGCGAGCCAAUGGCUUGGGUAGAGUUUGGAAAGAGAAUACUACAAACACCUCCCUGACCUUCAGCAGUCUGGAUGCCGGCACUCUCUACACUAUAAAGGCCUACGCGUGGAAUGCCAAUGGAAUCCCCGGGGAUGACUCCACCCGCAAUCAGAGAACCAGUCCUCGUGCCCCUGCCAACAUUCAAGUCUUCUUCGACAGCGGGGCCCUAAAGGCGUCUGUUUCGUGGACCCCGACAGAAGGAGCGUUCAACUAUACUGCGGUGGCAUCGAGUGAUUCUUCCCAGCGCAGCUGCAGCACGGCUCUCAGCUCCUGCAGCAUCAGUUCCUUGCUGUGCGGAACAGAGUACCUGAUUUCUGUCUCCGCAAAUAACGACGCUGGGUCCAGUAGGUCCUGCUCUGCACCAACCCUGAAGACGGUUGCUUGUGCACCUGGAAGGGUGAUGAUCCAGGAAGAGCCCCCUGGUCACUUGUCUGUGGCUUGGUCCAAUGUGGAGCUGGGUGACUACUAUGUGGCUUUUGUGAAGAGCGAUGAUGGCUUGGAGGUGCACUGCAAUACCUCCCUCACCCAGUGCAACUUCUUGUCCGAAUGUGGCUUCACGUACUUCAUUAGUGUGUUUGCCUAUAACAAGGCAGGGCAGAGUCCUCUGGGCGAUGUAUUCAAUUAUACUACAGCUCCGUGUUGUCCUAAUGACAUUAGCCCAGUGUUGGUGUCCAGUGACAGGGUGGAAAUUGCCUGGUCUCCUGUGCGUGGUGCUGAACUCUAUGAAACCAAGGCCAUAGCUGGGUACAGCAUUGUGGAGUGCAAUGACACCACUCCUGCUUGCACCCUCUCUGCUUUGGAUUGUGACACCAAGUACAAUGUCACAGUGUAUUCCUUCAGUGAGGUCCGGGGCAGCAAUCUGUCAUGCUCGUCCCACUUUAUCACCACAGCUCCUUGCAGUCCUGAAAUAAAAAACAUUUCGAAGGAUGCCUUCUCUAUGAUCAAUGUGCACUGGCGAUCGACUAAUGAAGGUGCCACUUACACGGUGACAGCCCAAGGGAAGAAGGGGUUGUUCCAGUGUAGCAGCACCGGGGAGACCUGCAGGAUGGGGGGCCUGCCCUGCGGCUCCAUGUUCUCUGUCACUGCAGUGGCAGAAACUCAGGCGGGAAAGAGCCUGCCCAGCUACAGCGUGCCCCUGGAAACAGUGCCCUGCUGUCCAGCUGGUCUGACAGCAGCUCAGGUCACCCAGUCAAUAAUCAACGUGAGCUGGACUAUUGGGGCAGCGGCUCAAACCUAUGUGACAGUGCUGGAGUCAUACAUUGGACAGUCUAAGUGUCACACCCAUCAAAACCACUGCCUUCUGGGAUGCAUCACAUGUGGCAUCAACUACACGGUGGCAUUAAAAGCCAUUAGUCCCACGGGACUGACUGCAGACUGUGCCUAUCAAAGUUAUUCUUCUAGUGUCUGUUGCCCACUGGGGGUCAAAUUAUAUAGGCUGGGCCCUAAUGGCAUCCGGAUCUACUGGCAAGCCUCCAGGGGCUCUGCCAAUUAUAGCACCGAACUCUAUGGUUCCAAAGGCAUCUUUACAUGUGCCCCACAUGCUGGUCUAAGUUUCUGUGACAUCACCAACAUCCCUUGUGGGGACGUAUACACCGUGAUGGUCUCACCAGUUGCUGAAACAGGACUGAAGCUUACUUUCUGCCCGAAAAAAAUAUACUCAGUUACCUGUUCUGGCAGUACACUUGGGAUGGUGAUUUACAGAGGGAAGAGGAACGAUACAGCGAGCCCCAGGUAAAUACAGAUACUCCACAAGGGUCCCUGGGCUGUUAGUGAGCAGCCAUGGAAACUCGCUAUUAGACCACAAAGUACCGUAGGACUAGGCAAAGCUCCUUUGCGCUUUAAAGGAGGAACUCAUACUGUUUGGAGAGGACAAGGUCAAGUGUGUCAUCGGCUGCAGAGAAGUUCAAGAUAAGCUGUGGAGAAGAGAGGACUCCACAGAGGAAUAGCCCAGAAAGUCCCCUGGAAGGUUGCCAGGCUGAGUCAGCACACUGUCACAGCCUGGAUACAUAAAAGCCAUGCUUAGCAGAAACUUGUUCGGAGGCUUCAUAUCCAGACACACCACAGAAUGUCGCCUAUCCCAAACCCACGUAGCCCAGGCUGGCCUUGAAGUCUCAAUCCUUCUGCCUCAACCUCCCAAAGUGCUCGGGUUAGAGGCAUCCACCAUUAUGCUCCAUCACAGACUUUAAUAUGUCCUGGCCAUGGGUCUCUCAAAAGCUUCUCUGCAGGAAGCAUGGAAGGGCACACCCCCAACUGCAGUCAAGCCAUCCUCGGGAGGACAGCAUUGGCCCCAAGACAGGCCUUCGUUGGGGGCUUGUAAGCUUGAAUCUAGAGCAGCUGCUGCUAAGGCACGAACACGAACGUGUGGUAACAAACGCCUUCUGCCCAGGUUCCCAGGGAAGCUGAGCUGCCUACAGACUUCACUGAGUCAGAGAGCGCCAUGUGAGCAGACAUCUGCCAGAGCCUCUGGGAAAGCAGAAGCGCAGGUCUGUGGCUGGAAAGACUGCCAUCAUCGGAGUGAGCAAAGAUGUCAGGCGGAGCAGCAGCCAAGGGCAAAGAGUCUCAGACUGUGGCAGACUGACACGCACACACACAGCCUUUCAGGGUUCAUUGAUCUCGCAGCCUGUUCUCUAUACUCCACGCACAUUGUAAUGGCUUUCUUCCACGAUCGGAGGGAGGAAAACGGUGAUAUAUAACAUAAAUCUGUUGUGCCUAGAACAAAUGUUUGUCUGUCUGAUGCCAGAAAAGUAAUUUUAAAAUAUCAUGAAUACGAUUUGUGUCACGCGUCCUCAAAGGCAUGGCUGUAUGUGUUAGAGGGUGGCUCAGUGUUUAAGGGAACGGGCUGUUCUUGCAGAAGACCCGAGUUCCAUUCUGAGCCCUCUCAUGACAGCUUAUAAACAUCUGUAAGUCUGGUUCUGGGGUGGGGUGGGAGUGGGGGUGGUAGUGGUGGCAGCGGAGGAGGCGGCGGUGAGCCAUACCCUCCGUCUUCUGGCCUCUGAGAGCAUCAGGCACCAAAUGGUGCACAUGCAGGAAAGUUAGACAUGACGCCAGCAAGGAAGAGAGUGCAAACUUCCUCUCCUGCAUCUUCUUUCCAUGUAUGAGGGCACAUGCUGGUAAUCUCAACACUCAGGAGUCUGAGGCAGGAGGAUCAUGAAUUCAAGGCCAGCUUGGCACACAUCCUAAAAGGUCUCAACAAACAAAUCAGGGAGGCAAAAACCUGUCACUGACAAAGAGAUUUAUUACUAUCAAGUAUCCAUUUUUAAAAGAUUUAUGUUUUAUUUUACAUGGGUGGAUGUGCUGCCAGAAUGUAUGUCUGUGCACCACAUGGGUGCCUAUGGAGGCUGGAAGAGGACAUAAGAUCCCUUGGAAUGGGGUUACAGGUGGUUGUGAGCUGCCAUAUAGGUGCUGGGAACUGAACCCAGGUUCUCUGCAAGAGCAGCAAAUGCUCUUAAUCAACAAGCCAUCUCUCCAGCCCCUGUUUAUUUUUUUAUGAUUUAAUAUAUGUACACUUUGCAUUCUGAACACUCAACCCCCCCCCAGUUCUCUACUAUCCCUGCCCACUCCCCCCCCCCACCAAUCUCUCUUGUGUUCCUGGAUGUUUCGUUUAGUGUUGCAGAAAGAUUUGCUAGGGCCAUCUGUGGGGUGUGAUGUGCUCAGCAGAGGACACACAACUAAAGACCACACCCCUCUUCUCAUAGCCCAUGUUUCAGAGGUAAAGGGUGGGGUCCCAUAAGCCCCUUGAUAAAGAGAUCUUUCCCAGAGACAAGCCAGUUCUAAAAGUGGAGUUAAAUGUCUCAAGUGCACAAAUGGAAGGGGGUUGAGUUUUGUUCCCUUAAAAAAUAGUUUUUGCCUGUCAGGAUAGAGCACACCUUUAAUGCUAGCGCUCAGGAGGCAGAGAUAGGUGUAUGCCUGUGAGUUUAAAGAUAGCCUGGUCUACCUAGGGAGCUCCAGGCCAGCAAAAGCUAGAUAGUGAGACCCUGUCUCAAAAAACAAUGUUUUUAGCUGGGUGCAGAGAUGUAUGCUUUUAAUUCCAGCUCUUAGGAGGCAGAGUCAGGUGGAUCUCUAUGAGUUCGAGGCCAGCCUGGACUAACUAGAAUUACAGGACAGUCAGGGCUAUAGAGAGACCUGUCUCAAAAACAAACAACAACCAAUCUGGCCAGUGGUGCUGCACACCUUUGAUCCCAGCACUCAGGAGGCAGAGGCAGGCAGAUCUCUGAGAUUGAGGCCAGCCUGGUCUACAAAGCAAAUUCCAGGACAAACAGGGCUACACAAAGAAACCUUGCCUCAAAAAAACAAAACAAACAAAACAAAAACAAAAACAAAACAGAACAAAA
This is a messenger RNA of Mus pahari (shrew mouse), 5111 nucleotides long. RefSeq names its product fibronectin type III domain containing 7 (gene Fndc7). Gene Ontology annotation, molecular function: protein binding. Bases 302 to 2515 code for a protein of 737 amino acids. Lineage: Eukaryota; Metazoa; Chordata; Mammalia; Rodentia; Muridae. The record is from RefSeq and is a predicted model, not a curated record. The transcript has 13 exons.